Messenger RNA from Quercus lobata, 1155 nucleotides. RefSeq lists its product as uncharacterized. Bases 1 to 1155 code for a protein of 384 amino acids. The transcript has 3 exons. The record is from RefSeq and is a predicted model, not a curated record. NCBI's taxonomy places the organism in Eukaryota, Viridiplantae, Streptophyta, Magnoliopsida, Fagales, Fagaceae.
AUGGACGAGUUGGAUGCAGUACAAUACAUGCAGAGUAUAGACCUUCCAGAGAUGCUGCAGAUAGAAGGUGAUGAAAAUUGGAUGACUCCAAUAGUGUCAUAUUUGAAGGACGGAAUGCUUCUAGAAAAGAAGGACGAAGCUAGGAAGCUCAGGGUCAAAUCAGCUAGGUACAUACUUAUGGACGUAGUGCUAUACAAAAGAGGUUUUUCCCAGCCUCUCCUAAGGUGUUUAGCUCCAGACGAGGCAAACUACAUGUUGAGGGAGGUUCAUGAAGGAGCAUGUGGUAACCAUUCAAGAGCUAGAUCACUCGUCUAUAAAGUCAUCCGUAGCGGAUUCUAUUGGCCAACCAUCCAAGCUGAUGCUAAGGCAUAUGUUAAGGUAUGUGAUCAAUGUCAGCACUUCAGUAACAUUCCUAGACAGCUAGCAGAGUAUCUUACGCCAAUGAUGGCCCCUUGGCCUUUCGCGCAAUGGGGACUGGAUAUUUUGGGGCCUGGAUAUUUUGGGGCCCUUUCUAACUGGAACUCGGCAAAUGAAGUUUUUGAUGGUAGGAAUAGAUUACUUCACAAAAUGGGUGGAAGCCGAACCCUUAGCAAAAAUUACACAACAGAAUGUCAAGAAUUUUGUCUGGAAGAACAUUGGAAUUUUGUGAGUAACUUGGAAUCAGAAACCAUUACUCCUCACCCUCCCACCCACAGGCCAAUGGCCAGAACGAUAGUGAGAACUCCAACAGGGGAAACUCCUUUUAAACUAGCCUAUGCAAGUGAGGCAGUUAUACCGGCAGAAGUACAUAUGACCAGCCAUAGGGUGAGGAAGUAUCAGGCUAAAGAAAACGAAGAGCAGCUCCGUCUCAACCUUGACCUUAUGGACGAGGUCAGGAUGGAUGCAGAACAGAGAACAACGAGGUACAAAAAUCUUAUGGCAAGACAAUAUGAUGCCAUGGUGAAGCCCAGGCGCUUCAACAUUGGGGAUCUCGUCCUGAAGAGGGUUACCUUGGCAACAAGAAACCUGGCCUACGGGAAACUGGGGUCAAAUUGGGAAGGACCUUAUAGGGUUAUCAACUACAAGAGGCAAAGAUCCUACUAUUUGGAAGCUUUGGAUGGACAGAGGCUGGAACACCCUUGGAAUGUUGAGCACCUAAGGAAAUACCAUCAAUAA